Molecule: messenger RNA, 1579 nt
Organism: Branchiostoma belcheri (Belcher's lancelet)
Lineage: Eukaryota; Metazoa; Chordata; Leptocardii; Amphioxiformes; Branchiostomatidae
Product: WW domain-binding protein 11-like
Exons: 2
Coding region: 695-1384 (229 amino acids)
Source: RefSeq, a predicted model, not a curated record
CUUUAAAGAAAUACACAAUGACACCAGAGGUGGUCCUGCUAAAAACAAACUUAGGACCUAUAGACUGUUCAAAUUGGCCUACAAUGAAGAACAGUACCUAAAUAUCGACAACACACGGCACAAAAACGCCGUCACAAAACUACGGAUCAGCUGCCAUAAACUACACAUUGAGACCGGUCGACAUAACCGCACUCCCCUGGAACAACGUAUUUGUCGAUACUGUAAUCUAGAUAGAAUAGAAGAUGAACAUAUAAGAUGACUAUAUACUAUAAACGCCGCAAACAAGACAACAAUGGAAGAAGUACAAAACAACCGGGUGUGAACAAUAUGGAGAACACAUCACGUCUGGAGACAGCGGAACAGAAUCAUCACAACAAAGAGCAGCCGCUAGACGUGUUAAUCCUGGGCGACAGCAACACAAAAGCAAUCAAACCUGAGAUCCUAUACCCUGACAAAAGUGCCAAAAGUGAUGUAACUUUCAAUCUAACAGAAGCCGAGGGCUACAUUCAGAACUCUGCCCUUCCUGCCCCUAAAGGUGAUUCUGUUUCACAUCGGCACAAAUGAUGUCCGGGACGCGCGCGACGCUGCUACAGUAACCGAGGGAUUUCGGAGGCUCGUCCACGUCGCCCACGACAAAUAGCCCAGCACCAAUCUUGUCUUCUCACCCAUUCUCCCAAGGGAUGACCCACACCUCAUGGAUAUAGGUGAUGACAUCAACUCUUUCUUAAAAGUAGUUGCGGAUGAGACAAGCUAUGUACAUAUCACAGACAACUCCAACCUCUCCAGCUCAGGAACAAUCAAGAAAUCCCUGUUCGCCUCAGAUGGCUACCAUCUGAACAGAUAUGGGACUCGAGUGCUGGACCCCCUCAUAGGUCUGGGCGAAUACAAAGGCAGAAGGAGCCAGCUUGCUAGUAAUCAACCCUCUCCGAUCCGCUCAUACAGAGAUGUAGUAAUCGGUGCUCCCACAAGCAAGCAGCGCCAGUCACCUUCGCGCCCACCCACUCGCCAUCAGCCCAUGCGGAUUCAGACCUCUCCAACCUCGAGGCCAGCCCGCCGGCCCUCCGGUCCCCCCAUGGGAAGCCGUUCCUCCACACAAGGGCAGGGACGCACGGCUCCGUUUCCAGAGAACGGACCAGCAAACAACACGCUGAACUCCUCUACACAACAAUCUUCUGUACGGAAGGAACAUCCAUUUUCCGUACCAAGUCUUAAUGUUGGACCCUGGAGUCGCCACCCUCCGCCCGGACCCUGGAGUCUAUCCCCGCCCACCGGACCCUGGGGCCCGCCCGUACCCCACCCUCCUGCUGCCCCCUGGGGACCUCCUCCAGCCCGGCCCAACAUCCCGAACCAGCCCCGCCACGCACCGCCGAAGUUGUUGUUCUGAAGUUUUUCCUAAAACCUGCCUGCAACUUGUGACAGCAGCUCUCCCUAGUGAUCCAGUGCGGUACUGCAGCCUGUGGUUCUACUCCACUCACCAGAUGUAAUCAGUGUCUCCACGGCGGCGCUUCUCCACGAUCAGCUGGGUGUCAUACAGCACAAAGGCACAGAAGAUGGCCAGUCCCACAUACAGCUGUGCCUG